Molecule: messenger RNA, 798 nt
Organism: Ixodes scapularis (black-legged tick)
Lineage: Eukaryota; Metazoa; Arthropoda; Arachnida; Ixodida; Ixodidae
Exons: 1
Coding region: 1-768 (255 amino acids)
Molecular function (GO): nucleic acid binding
Source: RefSeq, a predicted model, not a curated record
AUGUUCACAGACUCCCAAGACGCCAUCCGUUCACUGAAGACGCAUCAAGAAACGUGCAAGGCGAUUCAGAAUAUUACGACUACGGCCAUCAAGCUAAGGAUGCGCGACAUCCGAGCCUCGGUACGCUGGAUCCCGGGUCACGAAGGGAUCGAGGGCAACGAGAUAGCCAACGAGGCAGCAGGAGAGUUAACUCGUUCCUUCCUCCGCUGCCUUCAAUGCCACUCCGAAGCCCCCGCGCCCUCUCGAACCCAUCGAAAUCCACCACAAAUGUCACAACCAAUCGAGUCUCCAAAGAGCGAACCUGACGGCUUUUACGACCCUUUUUGGGAAAUUAAAGCAGCCAGGAUCGCUCUGAAGAAAACUAUCGACAAGCACAAAGACGUGGCACGGGAAAGCCUUCCCAAGGGAUUCCGAAGACACGAAUCUGUCCUGCUAAGAAGACUCCAAGCAGGAGCUGCAGUCACUCCAUCAAUAACGAAGAAAUGGGCGGACGCUAAAAAGAAGAAGAAGAAUCCGGACUUUGUACCAAAACCAGACCAGUGCAAGUACUGCCUAGAGAAUCUCAGAGCAGACACUCAACACUUGGUCUGGGAAUGUUCAAAGCUCGACCAAGAACGCAAUGACGCCCUGGGAGCGCUCAACCAUGAAGACAAACCUUCAACACUCGACGAAUGGGUAAACCCGGCAGGAGACUCAGAACGACGCAGCCUCAUCCUCCGAUCGCUGGUCGACUUUCUGAAGACGGCCAACCUCGGCAGAGACUUGUAGCUGCCACAAUUACAACCCUACGCGCUUCCA